UGUGGCUGUGUUUUAGGUGCACGCAUUGACAAAAGAGAACUCGGUCAGACGGGACAAAAUUAUCAAUCGUUCUCUUGGAAUUAACCGAUAGUUUCGGCGAACAUGGGAUCAAAAAGCAAGGAAAAUUUAUUUCCAAUGGAAGGGCUUGAAGCCCGGGAUAUAAUCGUAGGUGACAAGAAGAGUAAAGAUAAGGAGGUACGACCGAAUAUUGGAGACCAUCGUGAAGCUCAUGCCCCUUAUCGAUCCGCCAGAACACUUUUGAAAUACUUCGUGAAUACUACCACUUUCCACGGCCUCCCCCAAAUUUUUGGAGCCCCUUACUUCCUCGAGAGGGUCUUUUGGUUGGCGGCGUUCCUCGUAUGCCUGGGCGUCUUUACACAUCAAGGAACUGUAAUCGUCUAUGACUUCAUCUCCUACCCUUACUCAACUCGAACCGACAUCAUCACCGAAUCCUCCCUGGACUUCCCCGCCGUUACCAUUUGUAAUGCCAACAUGAUGAGGCGAUCGAAGCUUGUCGACACUAGAUUCGAAGACCUGGUUGAACUCGAUGGUAAUACAGGCCAAACUGAUGAUUAUUCUUUUUGGUUCGAUGACGCCUUUUUCAACGGACUCGAGGAAUCAUCUUCAUCUAGCAUGUCUAACCAGUCAGAAAGCAGUUCUUCGAUCAGUGAUUCAGGGGCUUCUCAACCUGAACGUACAGAUCUUGAGGAUGUAUUCAGCUUCUUUGAAAGCUACUGGGAUGAUAGUUCAUUUGAUUUCAGCUUCUAUGAUGCGUGGAACGGAAUAUCAGGAGCAGAGAAUUGGGAAGCGAUCUUUAAUCGGUCUCAGUUACCCGACUUCUCUGAUGUUCGAGCUCUCCUCAACCCUACAAGAGCCGAACUUGAAGAGUAUGGACACCAGGCUGAAGAUUUUAUCCUUCAGUGUAGCUUUGAUCAUCGUCCUUGCAGCUACAGAAAUUUUUCGAGGUUUGAACACAGUCAAUAUGGAAACUGUUUUACAUUUAAUGGGAGGAUGUUGGAGGAUUCAACCACGACGACACUGAGGUCAGGCAGAACUGGGUCAAAUUAUGGAUUGCAGUUGACUCUCUUCACGGAACAGCCCGAGAACAUAGGGAUCCUGACGGAUGAAUCAGGGGUCAAGGUCUCCAUCCACGGUCAGACAGAACAACCAUUCCCUGAGACUAACGGACUUACUGCAUCUACUGGUCAGAAGACUAUUAUUGGCUUAAGGAAGCUGAACAUCACCCGUCUUGGAGGUCGGUACGGUGAACCAUGUACAAGGGCAGGAGAAGGCACCAACUUCACAUCCCAGACGUUCUCCUACACGGUAAACGCCUGUCAGAAACAAUGUCUUCAGGCUACCCUACGCCAAUCCUGUGGCUGCAUCACUGACAUCAGGUUUAGCAACUACACCCAAUGCAGCGCUCUCGACUCAAGGCAAGAAAAAUGCCGCCAACUUGUUGAAUAUCUCUACGAUACUAGCACCCUGAAGUGUUCUUGCCCAAUACCAUGCAGUGAGGAGUCAUACAGGCGAACUGUAUCAUCAUCGUUAUGGCCAUCAACAAGAUAUGAGACACAUCUCGCCGAACAGCUCGUGAACAUUAACAACAAGCUGGAGAGGAUUAUCACAGAUUCAAGGAAAACCAGGGAAAAUGUUGUGAAUCUGGUGGUCUUUUUCGAGGAACUGAACUACGAGCUAAAUCUACAGCUACCCGUCUACACGCUGGAGAGUCUUCUUGGGAACCUGGGAGGCCUCCUCGGGCUCUACCUCGGGAUAUCGUUCAUGUCAAUGGGAGAGAUCUUAUUCCUAUUUGCCGGCUUCCUGAAUAUCAUCGGCAAGAAUUUCCUCUGCAGGUCCUGCAAAUCCAAGAAAGAAUCCGAGCAAGCAUACGAUGAUCAUAAAUCGAAUUCUCAAUUCAAUCAGUCUUCGCCUGAUCACGACGAAGAGGUUCCUCGAGCUCAGUGGUAUCGGACUUUGGUGGUGCUGGGUACGCUGUUUGUGUUUUCAUCAACGGUAGUCGUCGUCGCACUCGUAGUCCUGUUCGAUAUCGGGAUCAUCAAAGUGAAUUUGUGAUUUUAAACAUUAGCAAUGAAUAUCCAUGUGACAUUGAAUAUUGUUAAAUGUAAACUCAUAAUAUUGUAUCACUUUUCUAGAUACAGUACGAAUGGAUUUUGAUGUAAACCAUCCCUGUUCAUCUAGAGUUUCGAUGUUACUAGUGUCCAUUAACGCACACAUUUACACUCUCCAUGGACUUGACCAUUAACCUCAGGUUAGUCGAGUCACGACACCUGAAUUGUAUACAUUGAGUUAGUUAGACACUCUGCUACUGAGCUGUGUAUCGUCUCAUUCUGUAGGGUCAUUUCUUGUAACCUAGAACUUAAAGUUAUAACAAUCCAUCAGCGAACUGCGAUCGCUGUAGUAUUCAGGCUUGUUGAAUUUAUCAACCAUUCAAACAUUCUUGAAUGCAUCAGUAUUCAUAUUUCAAAAGAGUAGAAAUAAAGCUCAAUCUGUAGAAAUGUGAAUUCCUAAUUUAUGUUAAAAAAUAACCUCAUUAAUAGUGGGUUCUUAUUAGGACAACGCAAAAAGUAACCAUUUAGCACAUAUAUAUUUAACUAGUGUCUGCUUCUGUUUAAUGUCAUCCAUGUUUGCACUCUGCGCAUACGUCCCGAAGAUGAAGUUAUAACAAUCCAUCAGCGAACUGCGAUCGCUUUAGUAUUCAGGCUUGUUGAAUUUAUCAACCAUUCAAACAUUCUUGAAUGCAUCAGUAUUCAUAUUUCAAAAGAGUAGAAAUAAAGCUCAAUCUGUAGAAAUGUGAAUUCCUAAUUUAUGUUAAAAAUUACCUCAUUAAUAGUGGGUUCUUAUUAUAGGACAACGCAAAAAGUAACCAUUUAGCACAUAUAUAUUUAACUAGUGUCUGCUUCUGUUUAAUGUCAUCCAUGUUUGCACUCUGCGCAUACGUCCCGAAGAUGAAGCUACUGUCUGCAGUUUUCAUUAACGGACAAGUCCACCACACGAAAAAGUUUAUUUGAAUAAAAAGAGAAAAAUCAAACAAGUGUAACACUGACAAU
Molecule: messenger RNA, 3068 nt
Organism: Lytechinus variegatus (green sea urchin)
Lineage: Eukaryota; Metazoa; Echinodermata; Echinoidea; Temnopleuroida; Toxopneustidae
Product: acid-sensing ion channel 2-like
Exons: 14
Coding region: 103-2073 (656 amino acids)
Biological process (GO): sodium ion transmembrane transport
Cellular component (GO): membrane
Molecular function (GO): ligand-gated sodium channel activity
Source: RefSeq, a predicted model, not a curated record